GGGCGCUAUCGGGUGGGGCCCAUGUGGCUCUGGAAGGCCCUGCUGGUGUUCGUGGCCAUCGCCUUCGCAGGACAGUUACUGGGGGUCAUCUUCAACAAAAGCCUCCAGCAGGACAGGUCGCGGUCGCUGUUCUCAUCCGACGGCCAGGGCCCGCCUCUGGGCUCCUGUCGGCCCCACAGCCACGUCAUGUUCCUGAAGACCCACAAGACAGCCAGCAGCACUGUUCUCAACAUGCUUUACCGAUACGGAGAGGAGAGAGAUCUGUUCUUCGCCUUGCCUCUGGGGUACCAGUUUGGCUACCCCCUCCCCUUCAACGCACACAGGGUCAAAGGUUAUAGAGGGCCCCACGUGGCCGAGUUCAGCAUUAUGGGAAACCACAUGCGCUUCAACAAACCAGAGGUAGAGAAGGUGAUGCCAGUGGACACCUUUUACUUCUCUAUCAUGCGUGACCCCGUAGCGCUGGCCGAGUCGUCCUAUGCCUAUUACAAAGCUGUCGCCCCCGCCUUCAAGAAGGCCAAAGGCCUGGGAGACUUCGCCGACAACCCCAGGAAGUACUACGACCCCCGUCUCCGUAACAACCACUACGCCCGCAACCUGCUCUGGUUCGACUUUGGCCUGGACCACAACGCCAACUUCUCGACCAUACUGGCCCGAAGAGGCGAGGCGGCCGUCCGACGCGCCUUCAAACUCAUCCUGGUCUCUGAGCACUUUGACCAAUCCAUGGUCCUGCUGCGCCACGCCCUCUGCUGGCCGCUGGACGCCAUCGUCUCCUUCAGUCUCAACGCCCGCCAGCAGAAGCCCAGCGGAGGCAGCUCCUGGGUGGGUAAAGUGGCUGCUGCGCAGCCCCCCGCCCUGGCUCUAACAGACGACCAACGUCUAAAGCUCCGCGAGUGGAACGCCCUGGACUGGCACCUCUACCAGGCCUUCAACCGCUCCUUCUGGAACGAGGUGGAUCGCUUCGGGAGAAUUAGGAUGGACCAGGAGGUCGCUCUUCUCCGUACCCGCCGGGAUGUGCUGGCCCGGGCCUGCCUGAGGGACGGCGGGAGACCUGUGGAGGCCAGCCGCAUCCGCGACAAGACCAUCAGGCCCUUCCAGAGCGGCUUGGUGAAGAUCCUGGGAUAUGAGCUCCAGCCUGGGCUGGACAACGCUACUCAUCAGUCCUGUCUGAGGAUGAUCAGGCCAGAGAUCCAGUAUAAGGACCUGCUGGAUGCCAGGCAGUUCCCCAGGGCUGCUCCCCAGGCUGCCCAAGCCCAGGCCCCGGCUAUCCCUGCUGGGGGAGCCUACUUGAGGAAAGACCCUUCUUCCCAACUCAGGACAGGAGAGCUGGGGGUGGGGGAAGGACGAGGGGGGACGGGGGAGGACAGGAGUCGGUUAUCUCAUAGUAAUAAUAAUAAUAAUAACCAGACAUUGCUACGAGGAGGAGGGAAAGGGAAGAUAAAAUAGUUUUCCGUCCAGAAUUCACUGCCUUGAGAGAAUGGAUAAGACAGAACGCUGACUGAGCCUGUGUACUCUUACUCAUGCACUCGUUGAGUAUUCUAUUACUAAAGUACUCAAGAGACUUGUUGGAAAUAAAUACCCAUUCUCCCUCCAACCCACCUCUACUGUACAUUCUCUUCUGGCUGAACUUUGGACUGGUUAUGACUCUAUUUCGUGUUCAUACGGCAUUUAUGAUUGCUGUGGAUGUGUUUUAAUGGGACUUGAAAUGGAAUUGCAUUGCAUUCAGUGGGCCAGAUGUCGUUCAAAAAUUCUGCUUCUCUGAUCGAGAAAGAAAGUUCGAUUUGGUGGUCCAACUGCUACGUUCAACAUACAGUGAGGGAAAAAAGUAUUUGAUCCCCUGCUGAUUUUGUACGUUUGCCCACUGACAAAGAAAUGACCCGUCUAUAAUUUUAAUGGUAGGUUUAUUUGAACAGUGAAAGACAGAAUAACAACAACAAAAUCCAGAAAAACGCAUGUCAAAAAUGUUAUAAAUUGAUUUGCAUUUUAAUGAGGGAAAUAAGUAUUUGACCCAUCUGCAAAACAUGACUUAGUACUUGGUGGCAAAACCCUUGUUGGCAAUCACAGAGGUCAGACGUUUCUUGUAGUUGGCCCCCAGGUUUGCACACAUCUCAGGAGGGAUUUUGUCCCACUCCUCUUUGCAUCUUCUCCAAGUCAUUAAGGUUUCGAGGCUGACGUUUGGCAACUCGAACCUUCAUCUCCCUCCACAGAUUUUCUAUGGAAUUAAGGCCUGGAGACUGGCUAGGCCACUCCAGGACCUUAAUGUGCUUCUUCUUGAGCCACUCCUUUGUUGCCUUGGCCGUGUGUUUUGGGUCAUCGUCAUGUUGGAAUAUCCAUCCACGACCCAUUUUCAAUGCUCUGGCUGAGGGAAGGAGGUUCUCACCCAAGAUUUGACGGUACAUGGCUCCGUCCAUCGUCCCUUUGAUGCGGUGAAGUUGUCCUGUCCCUUUAGCAGAAAAACACCCCCAAAGCAUAAUUUUUCCACCUCCAUGUUUGACGGUGGGGAUGGUGUUCUUGGGGUCAUAGGCAGCAUUCCUUCUCCUCCAAACACGGUGAGUUGAGUUGAUGCCAAAGAGCUCCAUUUUGGUCUCAUCUGACCACAACACUUUCACCCAGUUGUCCUCUGAAUCAUUCAGACGGGCAUGUAUAUGUGCUUUCUUGAGCAGGGGGACCUUGUGGGCGCUGCAGGAUUUCAGUCCUUCACGGCGUAGUGUGUUACCAAUUGUUUUCUUGGUGACUAUGGUCCCAGCUGCCUUGAGAUCAUUGACAAGAUCCUCCCGUGUAGUUCUGGGCUGAUUCCUCACCGUUCUCAUGAUCAUUGCAACUCCACGAGGUGAGAUCUUGCAUGGAGCCCCAGGCCGAGGGAGAUUGACAGUUAUUUUGUGUUUCUUCCAUUUGCGAAUAAUCGCACCAACUGUUGUCACCUUCUCACCAAGCUGCUUGGCGAUGGUCUUGUAGCCCAUUCCAGCCUUGUGUAGGUCUACAAUCGUGUCCCUGACAUCCUUGGAGAGCUCUUUGGUCUUUGCCAUGGAGAGUUUGGGAUCUGAUUGAUUGAUUGAUUCUGUGGACAGGUGUCUUUUAUACAGGUAACAAACUGAGAUUAGGAGCACUCCUUGUGUGCUCCUAAUCUCAGCUUGUUACCUGUAUAAAAGACACCUGGGAGCCAGAAAUCUUUCUAAUUGAGAGGGGGUCAAAUACUUAUUUCCUUCAUUAAAAUGCAAAUCAAUUUAUAACAUUUUUGACAUGUGUUUUUCUGGAUUUUUUUGUUGUUAUUCUGUCUCUCACUGUUCAAAUAAACCUACCAUUGAAAUUAUAGACGGAUCAUUUCUUUGUCAGUGGGCAAACGUACAAAAUCAGCAGGGGAUCAAAUACUUUCCCCCUCACUGUCGUCUCCUGCACGAUCAAAAACUCAGCCUGUCAGUUUUAGUUUUUUGAAAAAUAACUAGGCUAUUACCUUUCUUGAACGCUAACACAGACAGCAUAUAUGAUAUGACAGCAGCCAGGCAGCCAGCCAUAGCCACAUACUGGGAGAGGAAUGAUUCCCACCUGAUGUGAGUUGCAUGUUCUGACUGGAAUCCAUCGCUUUGAACACAGUGUGUCCGGAGUAAAAAAUGUAGUCCAUUAUGGCUGGAAUGCAACGAAAGCAUCAAUAUCAAACACAUGAUACUGUUCUAUUCAUUCCAUUCCAGCUAUUACAAUGAGCCUGUCCUCCAAUUUAAAGCGACACCAGCCUCCACUGAUACGAAGCCAGCAUUGGAGAGCAGUGAGUCUCAGAAUAGGCUUAACUGUGAUGUCUCCAAGGUGGGACUUAGGAGCGAAAACUCUUAAGUUAACACAUGGUACUUUGAUAAGGACCGAAGUGUACAGCAGUAAUGUACUGUAUCUGAACUGAAGCACUGUGGUUGAAUGGAUAGCUAGCAUGUCUGACUUUGAACCUUUUUAGUGUGGCUUUCAAUAGAUAUAGUAAUAUUGGAUACACAGUAUUUCCCUGACUCAAUGCGGGUGUUAAAUGCGAGCUACACAGCAAAUGGGCCAGUGUUCCCGAGUGUUGAUUUUUCAGUGUAACAUUUCUAGUGUUGAUUCCGGUGUUAAAUUAAAACUAUUUGGUGUAAUUGAACCCCAGUGUUGGUGUUAAUAACCGGUAUUAAACUAAAACAACGUCCAUUAUUAUCAUAUUUCUGAUAUCUUUGUCUUCCCAACCCGGCAGUCAUUCUCAAUGCAGGUUGCAGGUCAAUAAGAAUUUAAAAUGUUGCAUAUACCCAGUCUGUCUGGAUUCCAAUAGGAAUUACUCAUCACUUUGCAAGCCGUCAUCUUAAUGUGACUUGCAGGCCUGAAAACCACGAGUUUCAGGCCACUGUAUUGGGCUAAAACAAGGCCCUCAAAAUAAAGCCUUAUUAAAAACUUGUUGUAUUGUGUUAAAUAAUACAAUUUUAAUCUUCACAUUUUCGCUAUGGAUCUCACUAAAUGGAUGAAUGCAACAACCAUGUCUCUGUCACAAACAAUUACAGUUAUAGGCAAGGUACUCUGGGAAAUAUGGAAAUAAGGCUGUACACUAAGCAGUGUGCUAAUUUAACACUGAAAAGUGUGGACCCGCAUAGACACUGGACCAGUGGCCUCACAUUAAUUAGUGGAUUUGAGGGUUAUGCUAUCAUUCAAAUGAAAGCCAACCUCAAUGUGAGGUGGUGAUUCACUGAAAUUGUCCAGUCCAAAUAGUGCUGUUUACUUUUCCUUAUUGGCCAAUGGCCAUCUACCGAAAUAAACGUUAUCAAUAAAGUUGAUAAAUGGCUGUGAAAAGUUGCCAUCUAUCGACAUAUAUGUAGUAUACCCAUGUUCAUUGAGGUUUGUCUGUUAGAAAAGCACAGACAGUACAUGUCUCUGCGGUUGUUGUCCCACUUCCAUUGAUUUCAAAACAAUAUCGAUGUGAGCGAUUAAUUUGCGCUUGAUAUUGAGUACAGUAAAACAAGCUAAUCAAUUCCAAUCUUGAGAACAAGAUUUUGGACAUCAAAAACCAGUUUGGCCAUGAGUCAAAAAGCCAUGACAACAGGAAGCAGCAACAGUAUAAUUUUAAAUGUAUGUUUUAGGAAUAUAAAUGGUACUUUUAACAUUAUUUUUCAGGAUUAUACAUUGUCAGGUAAAAGCAAUUAAAUGAGCCCAAAAACAUGCUAUGAUUUAUUGAUUUUGAUGAUAUUAGUGGAAUUGUGAAUACAUAUACUAAAUACAUAUACUGUACAUCAUGUGUGUACAUACAUUGGCGUGCAAAAAUAUGGCCUUUUUCCUAUUUUGUUGCCUUACAACCUGUAAUGAAAAUAGAUUUUGGGGGGGUUGUAUCAUUUCAUUUACACAACAUGCCGACCACUUUGAAGAUGCAAAAUAUUUUUUAUUGUGAAACAAACAAGAAAUAAGACAAACAAAUGAAUAUUUGAGCGUGCAUAACUAUUCACCCACCCCAAAGUCAAUACUUUGUAGAGACACCUUUUGCAGCAAUUACUGAUGCAAGUCUCUUGGGGUAUGUCUCCUUAAGCUCUGCACAUCUAGCCACUGGGAUUUUUGCCCAUUCUUCAAGGCAAAACUGCUCCAGCUCCUUCAAGUUAGAUGGGUUCCGCUGGUUUACAGCAAUCUUUAAGUCACUUCACAGAUUCUCAAUUGGAUUGAGGUCAGGGCUUUGACUAGGCCAUUCCAAGACAUUUAAAUGUUUCCCCUUAAACCACUUGAGUGUUGCCUCAGCAGUAUGUUUAGGGUCAUUGUCCUGCUGGUAGGUGAACCUCCGUCCCAGUCUCAAAUCUCUGGAAGACUGAAACAAGUAUCCCUCAAGAAUUUCCCUUUAUUUAGCGCCAUCCAUUAUUCCUUUAAUUCUAACCAGUUUCCCAGUCCCUGCCGAUGAAAAACAUCCCCACAGCAUGAUGCUGUGAUGAUGCUACCACCACCAUGCUUCACUGUGGGGAUGCUGUUAUCGGGAUGAUGAGAGGUGUUGAGUUUGCACCAGACAUAGUGUUUUCCUUGAUGGUCAAAAAGCUCAAUUUUAGUCUCAUCUGACCAGAGUACUUUCUUCCAUAUGUUUGGGGAGUCUCCCACAUGCCUUUUGGCGAACACCAAACGUGUUUACUUAUUUUUUUCUUUAAGCAAUAGCUUUUUUUCUGGACACUCUUUUCUGUAAAGCCCAGCUCCGUGGAGUGUAUGCCUUAAAGGUGUCCAAUGGACAGAUACUCCAAUCUCCACUGUGGACCUUUGCAGCUCAUUCAGAGUUAUCUUUGGUCUCUUUGUUGCCUGUCUGAUUAAUGCCCUCCUUGCCUGGUCUGUGAGUUUUGGAGGGUGGCCCUCUCUUGACAGGUUUGUUAUGGUGCCAUAUUCUUUCAAUUUUUUAAAUAAUUGAUUUAAUGGUGCUCAGUGGGAUCUUCAAAGUUUCUGAUAUUUUUUAAUAACCAAACCCUGAUCUGUACUUCUCCACAACUUUGUCCCUGACCUGUUUGGAGAGCUCCUUGGUCUUCAUGGUGCCGCUUGGUUGGUGGUGCCCCUUGCUUAGUGGUGUUGCAGACUCUGGGGCCAUUCAGAACAGGUGUAUAUAUACUAUUUUGUGUAUGUCCAUUACAUGAAAUCCAAAUAAAAAUCUAUUUAAAUUACAGGUUGUAAUGCAACAAAAUAGGAAAAACACCAAGGAGGAUGAAUACUUUUGCAAGGCACUGUACAUAUACAGUACAUUUAACACACAGAUACUUGCGCUCGCACACACGCACACACUGUACUCCGUCAUGCUUGACAGCUUAAGUGUGAGUCAUGGAAGCUCAUUGAAAGGCACUCUCACAGGUCCCAGUGGUCCAGCCAGCCAGGCAGCGCAAGUGGUGUCAGGUGACCAUGGAGCGCAUAUAAAGUUACGUCAUAUGCUGGUGUGGAAAUGAAUGGUAGCCCGGGCCAUAUGUAUCAAGCGUCUCAAAGUGUUUUAUCAUUUAGAUCAUACUUAAUCAGAUCAUUGUGGACAGGGAGGACCUGAUCCUAGAUCAGCAUUCCUACUCUGAGACUAGAUAAAUACGGGCCCAGAUCUGUCUCUGCUAUCUAGCCAGUCCUAUGUUCGUAACUCACAAACAUAGGAGUUGGCUGUACAGCACAAAUUGAUCUGGGACCAGGCAAUAGCAAUGCCUCUAAGUACCAGGAUGUCAAUAUUGAUUAAAUAUAAUAAUCAAUAAUCAGUAUAAAACGUGUACACAAAGGUACAAAUGUCUUUGGCAGAACAAGCUGUGAUUUUUGUAGAGAAUCUGUGACUGUCUGGAAAUUUCUAAGUAAUCUUUUAAACAAUAUCGGUGGUGUCUAUGGCUAACAACAUGUAUGAUCAAAAUAGGCCCAUGUUCAGUAGAAAACUGAAGAAAUUGUCUUGAAAUGGAGGAGGCACUACCAGAACUUGUCCAAUGAAAACACAAAUUUCCGUUUCAAAAUGUUUUCUGUUUUCAUGCCCAGGGAAUAACUGAAAUAUGUUUUAAAAUGUAUUUUAACUGUUUGAUUCAAAACGUGCAUAGAAUGUGGAAGUUAAAACAACUGCUAUCUCUUUCACUGUCUAUCUAUCUGCAUUUUCUAUGUUUUACAUCCUUAUGAACUACAGUUAUGGCGUGUGUAUUAACCUAGAGCCCAUUUCGCUGCCUCCAUGUUUGUUUAUUUUUUGUAGUUUUUGAAUGUCUUGAUCAAGAGUCACAGAGAUGGAGGUUUUAACAGAAAAAGAAGAUGUUGAUUGUUCAAGAACAUGUAAUCAUUUUUAACAUGUUACAAAAUCCAUUACAAACUCAAUUAAAUGUACCAUCCAGGAACAACAACCAUUUCACAAACAAACAAACACUAAUAAAACAGCUAUUUCUUGCCUUAGAAAACAGUACAUUUCGGAAAAAGGGCUUUAAAACGAUAGCUUGCUGUAUUUAUCGUUACUUAAAAAAAAUAUUGUUGUAUAUAUUGUAUUUAUUUUAAGGUACAUAGUGUUAAAAAAAUUGACUGGAAUUCACUGUUUGUUCAUUUUUUGUUUUCAAAACAGAGAGCCAACGGAAACAUACACACAUUGAUACACCAUUUAAUUAUGUUGAUUAUCCCAAUUAUUAUUAUAAUAUUAACAAUAUUACACAUUAAUACAAAAACACAAAACAUUUAUGGUACUUGACCCAAGUUACUACAAGUUUAUGAAAUAUUUAUGCAUUAAAAGAAUGGCAGGAAUGCAACUACACACACACACAGUGGUGGAAAAAGUACUCAAUUGUCAUAGUUGAAUAAAAGUAAAGAUACCUUAAUCGAAAAUAAAAGUGAAAGUCACCCAAUAAAAUACUACUUAACUAAAAGUCUAAAAGUAUUUGGUUUUUAAAUAUAAAUACAAAAGUAAAUGUAAUUGCUAAAAUAUACAGUACCAGUCAAACGUUUGCACACACCUACUCAUUCAAGGGUUUAUC
Messenger RNA from Oncorhynchus nerka (sockeye salmon), 8408 nucleotides. Its product is annotated as galactose-3-O-sulfotransferase 2-like. The transcript is spliced from 6 exons. Gene Ontology annotation, molecular function: galactosylceramide sulfotransferase activity. Gene Ontology annotation, cellular component: membrane. NCBI's taxonomy places the organism in Eukaryota, Metazoa, Chordata, Actinopteri, Salmoniformes, Salmonidae. Gene Ontology annotation, biological process: glycolipid biosynthetic process. The record is from RefSeq and is a predicted model, not a curated record. Bases 22 to 1443 code for a protein of 473 amino acids.